CUCGAGGCCAGCGUCGGGGGUUUCCUCUCAUUUCCGGAUCGGUCAUGUGACCGUACGGCGGCACCAUGGCGGAAGCAGAAGAGCAGGAAACUGGGUCUCUUGAAGAAUCUACCGAUGAGUCUGAGGAAGAAGAGAGUGAAGAGGAACCCAAACUGAAGUAUGAAAGGCUUUCCAAUGGGGUAACUGAAAUUCUUCAGAAGGAUGCAGCUAGCUGCAUGACAGUCCAUGAUAAGUUUUUGGCACUGGGCACACAUUAUGGCAAGGUUUAUUUACUUGAUGUCCAGGGAAACAUCACUCAGAAGUUUGAUGUAAGUCCUGUGAAGAUAAAUCAGAUUAGCCUGGAUGAAAGCGGAGAGCACAUGGGCGUGUGUUCAGAGGAUGGCAAGGUUCAAGUAUUUGGAUUAUAUUCUGGAGAAGAAUUUCAUGAGACUUUUGACUGUCCUAUUAAAAUCAUUGCUGUACACCCACAUUUUGUGAGAUCCAGUUGCAAGCAGUUUGUGACUGGAGGGAAGAAGUUGCUGCUCUUUGAACGGUCCUGGAUGAACAGAUGGAAGUCUUCGGUUCUGCAUGAAGGGGAAGGGAACAUACGGAGUGUGAAAUGGAGAGGCCAUCUGAUCGCUUGGGCCAAUAAUAUGGGUGUGAAGAUUUUUGACAUUACCUCAAAACAAAGAAUCACCAAUGUGCCCCGGGAUGAUAUAAGUCUUCGCCCAGAUAUGUAUCCCUGCAGCCUCUGCUGGAAGGACAAUGUGACACUGAUUAUUGGCUGGGGGACUUCUGUUAAGAUAUGCUCAGUGAAGGAACGGCAUGCCAGUGAAAUGAGGGAUUUGCCAAGUCGAUAUGUUGAAAUAGUGUCUCAGUUUGAAACUGAAUUCCACAUCAGUGGACUCGCCCCUCUCUGUGAUCAGCUUGUUGUACUUUCCUACGUAAAAGAGGUUUCAGAAAAAACGGAAAGAGAAUAUUGUGCCAGACCUAGAUUGGAUAUCAUCCAGCCACUUUCUGAGACUUGUGAAGAGAUCUCUUCUGAUGCUUUGACAGUCAGAGGUUUUCAGGAGAAUGAAUGUAGAGAUUAUCAUUUAGAAUACUCUGAAGGGGAAUCACUCUUCUACAUCGUGAGUCCAAGAGAUGUUGUAGUAGCCAAGGAACGAGACCAAGAUGAUCACAUCGACUGGCUCCUUGAAAAGAAGAAAUAUGAAGAAGCUUUGAUGGCAGCUGAAAUUAGCCAAAGGAACAUAAAAAGACAUAAGAUUCUGGAUAUCGGCUUGGCAUAUAUAAAUCACUUGGUGGAGAGAGGAGAAUAUGACAUAGCAGCACGCAAAUGCCAGAAAAUCCUUGGGAAAAAUGCAGCCCUCUGGGAAUACGAAGUUUAUAAAUUUAAAGAAAUUGGACAGCUUAAGGCUGUUAGUCCUUAUUUGCCAAGAGGAGAUCCAGUUCUGAAGCCACUCAUAUAUGAAAUGGUCUUACAUGAGUUUUUGGAAAGUGAUUAUGAGGGUUUUGCUACACUGAUCCGAGAAUGGCCUGGAGAUCUGUACAACAAUUCAGUAAUAGUUCAAGCAGUUCGAGACCACCUGAAGAAAGAUAGUCAGAACAAGACUUUACUCAAAACCCUGGCUGAAUUGUAUACCUAUGACAAAAACUAUGGCAAUGCUCUGGAAAUAUACUUAACAUUAAGACAUAAAGACGUUUUCCAACUGAUACACAAGCAUAAUCUUUUCAGUUCAAUCAAGGAUAAAAUAGUUUUAUUAAUGGAUUUUGAUUCAGAGAAAGCUGUUGACAUGCUUUUGGACAAUGAAGAUAAAAUUUCAAUUAAAAAGGUAGUGGAAGAAUUAGAAGACAGACCGGAGUUACAGCAUGUGUAUUUGCAUAAACUCUUCAAGAGAGACCAUCAUAAAGGGCAGCGCUACCAUGAAAAACAGAUCAGUCUUUAUGCUGAGUAUGAUCGACCAAACUUACUACCUUUUCUCCGAGAUAGUACCCAUUGCCCACUUGAAAAGGCUCUUGAGAUCUGUCAGCAGAGAAAUUUUGUAGAAGAGACAGUGUAUCUUCUAAGCAGGAUGGGCAAUAGCCGAAGUGCCCUGAAGAUGAUUAUGGAGGAGUUGCAUGAUGUUGAUAAAGCAAUUGAAUUUGCCAAGGAGCAAGAUGAUGGAGAACUCUGGGAAGAUCUAAUUUUAUAUUCCAUUGACAAACCACCAUUUAUUACUGGCUUAUUGAACAAUAUUGGCACCCAUGUUGAUCCAAUUCUGCUGAUUCACCGUAUUAAGGAAGGAAUGGAGAUUCCCAAUCUGAGAGAUUCCUUAGUUAAAAUAUUGCAAGACUACAAUUUGCAAAUUCUGCUUCGUGAAGGCUGCAAGAAGAUUCUCGUAGCCGACUCCUUGUCCUUACUGAAGAAAAUGCACCGAACUCAAAUGAAAGGUGUUCUGGUUGAUGAGGAGAAUAUCUGUGAGUCGUGUCUUUCCCCCAUCCUUCCUACUGAUGCAGCAAAGCCCUUCAGUGUGGUAGUCUUCCAUUGCCGGCACAUGUUCCACAAAGAGUGCUUGCCUGUCCCUAGCAUGAACUCUCCUACACAAUACUGCAACAUCUGCAGCGCAAAGAACCGUGGACCAGGAAGUGCAAUUUUGGAGAUGAAAAAAUAGCACAGCUCUGCUUGUCAGUCUCUUCUUGCUGCUCUUUUUAAUACUGUUCUUGAAACAAGUGUGUGUUAGCACCAGUGAUGAUGAGAUUUAUUUAUGUGUAUAACAGUUUCUACAUCCAUGCCCGUCUUCUAGAGAUUUUUCUUUGUAGUUGAUAAAGAAGUUGGGUUCAUAGUCAUUAUUUCGUCAUUUGUUUGGCUCAUUGUUUAACAAUGAAAAUGUAAGUCUCAAAGGUAGAAAUGAAUGUUUUAGAACGUAGUAAUACUGUUCAACCAUAAAGUGGACUACUGAGAAUUGCCCCAGCUAUCAGAGAACAUUGUCAACUGUGAUUAUCCAGCAAACUCCUACCCACAACUUGGACCUCGUUUCCACAUGCUUUGCUGGCAACAGUUACUGCAUUCUAGGGUUGGCUUUCUUUAUGUCAUCAACUGUAGUUAUUGUCCUAAUAAGCGUUUAAUGAAACAUUGUGCAAACUGUCAUUCAUUCAUUGACAUCUGGGAAUAUCAUCAGCAGGCUAAUGUCCUGCAGCUUUAUGUUAACUAAUCACAUGUUCUGUGUGUUCUUACAACUAUUAGAGUAUCUGGCUCUUUCAGUCACUCAGCAUUUGUUGACUGAAUAAAUGUUACGUGUUUUUCAUUGUGAAAGA
Messenger RNA from Ictidomys tridecemlineatus (thirteen-lined ground squirrel), 3273 nucleotides. RefSeq names its product VPS41 subunit of HOPS complex (gene Vps41). The record is from RefSeq and is a predicted model, not a curated record. Lineage: Eukaryota; Metazoa; Chordata; Mammalia; Rodentia; Sciuridae. Gene Ontology annotation, cellular component: late endosome; HOPS complex. Gene Ontology annotation, molecular function: protein binding. Gene Ontology annotation, biological process: cellular response to starvation; protein targeting to vacuole; endosomal vesicle fusion.